AUGACUACGUUGGAGCAAUUGAGUGAACAUUGUCGAACUGGGAUCGAGCAAGACUUAAUUGCAGUUGCAGCGACAUUUGGCAUCGCAGCACCCCUCAAACGCACAGAGCAGCAUGGCAGCCUGAUUGACGAGGAGAUGGUCAACUUCCACUCCUCGCUUGCAAUAGCCUCCGGGAAACCACUUGCAAAUUUUGUACGUCUUGUACGUGGCCAGACCGCAGCAGACCCUCGCCCAAAUAAAGAUAUGUACGAGCUCCCACGACCAAAAGAUCCGGCUUUGCAUGAGGCGUGGGGUCGCUGGAAUGACGUCGUCCAAAAUGGAGCCUCUCCAGAGUGGCUACCGAACCGGCCACCGCGACAGACCUCCAGACCGCGGAACCACGGGCCAAUUUACAAACCCCUCCCUCAAGAAGAAUACAUUUCUGUAGUGGGUGUGGUUGAUAAGGACGGCACUGACAUUCGGAUCAUCGACGACUAUUCCUUUCCCGACGGUGCAUCGAUUAACGACUUUACAGACCGCUCCAACCUACCGGUGAUCUCGUACAGCCCGCCAGGCGACAUUGCCCGUCGAAUUUUCGAGUUACGCAGACAGUAUUCGAACGUUCGGAUUCUGAUAUUGCUAGGCGAUGUCUCGGGUGCCUUUAGGCACGUGCCUAUCUGCGCCGACCACGCGCACAUGUUUGCAUUCGUCAUCGAUGGCUAG
Molecule: messenger RNA, 702 nt
Organism: Phytophthora nicotianae INRA-310
Lineage: Eukaryota; Oomycota; Peronosporomycetes; Peronosporales; Peronosporaceae
Exons: 2
Coding region: 1-702 (233 amino acids)
Source: RefSeq, a predicted model, not a curated record